Messenger RNA from Lactuca virosa, 483 nucleotides. NCBI's taxonomy places the organism in Eukaryota, Viridiplantae, Streptophyta, Magnoliopsida, Asterales, Asteraceae. The record is from the annotation of a GenBank genome assembly.
AUGAGAGGAAAAGCAAGAAACAAAAACUUUGUCCAAGGAAAAAAGCAGGUGGAUAUUACUCAAAAUGAUUUCCAAGCUACUCCUAAUGGUUCUGAAUCUAGUAGUGCAGGGGGUUAUGGUCAGUAUAUGCAAGUGACUCCUCCUAGAAGUUAUGAAGCUGAGGGUUUUGUUGGUGAGGGUGUUGAGGUUGAAAAUGUUGAAGGUGGUCAGGAUCAAGCUAAUGUUGAGGUUGAAAAUGUUGACGGUGGUCAGGGUCAAGCUAAUGGUGUGGUUGAAGAUGGUCAGGGUCUAGUUAAUGUUGUGGUUGAGGAAGCUGUUGAGGUUCCUAAUGUGAAAAUGCAGCAGGUUAGACCAAUUUCAUAUAUUUUGAAGAGGAUAAGGAGAAGAAAGUCAGAGAGAAUAUUGAAGAUCAAAUUAGGAAAGACAGUCAGUGGUGUUGAUGAUCCAGGAAAUUCCAAGGGAAAAGCUCUUAUAAUUGAUUAG